Cavenderia fasciculata is the source of this 1638-nucleotide messenger RNA. RefSeq lists its product as uncharacterized. The record is from RefSeq and is a predicted model, not a curated record. The coding region runs from base 1 to 1638 and encodes 545 amino acids. The transcript is spliced from 3 exons. Lineage: Eukaryota; Evosea; Eumycetozoa; Acytosteliales; Cavenderiaceae.
AUGACAAAACUUUUACAUUAUCUAGAGUACCAGAUACUUGACCACUAUUUCACAGAUAAUAAUAUAUUUGGGUGUCAAGAUCUUGGUAGUGCUCAACCAGAGUAUUUUGGCAAUAAUGGUUGUCCUGUAAAGUCAACGUCAAUCUCAAAGUCUAUGUCUACAUUACUAUACACCCCAUACAAUAGAGUAGAAGUAUUUAAUUUAAACGUGGUUUGCAAGAGAUGGUUUGGUCAUUUAUUAAAGCUUUUAAAUGAUUGUCAUUAUAACCAUCUAUUCGGAAUCACUCCUAAUCCCCUUGUACACAGCCGUUGGGUAUCUGGAACAUCGAUAUCGACAUUGGAUACGUACAAGACACAUUUACGGUCACCACAAUGUAUCAUUAAAUCAUUGUCAAACUUUAGGUUCAACUUUCAAUCCUAUACUCGCGCAACUUCAAAAUCAAAUGUGGUUAUAGAUAUACUUGGCAAGUUAAAGACUGAUGAAGAUUUGAAAUUGAUAUUUGGUAACUUGCACUCCCUAACGAUCGAUCGUUAUACAAAUGUCGAUACACUCGCACUCGCCGAUGUCCAACCAACCAACAUAUUCGAUUCAGGAUCCCUCGAAUCCAUCCUCCACCAUUCUAGAAACUCAUUGCAAUCAAUCCAAAUCGUUCAAACAUGGGAGACUGUGAAUAAAGUCUUGACAAUAUUACAACAAUUUUUAAAUCCUUCUCCAAUCUUUAAAUCAUCAACCAAAAAUAACAAUAAUAAUAGUAAACAAAAUAACAAUAAUAAUUUAAAAUCAAUUUAUUUGUUUUUAACAAAUACUAUUACUCAUGCAAGUAAAGAAACCAAAGAAUUAGUGUCUGGUCAAUUAUCAAAUAUAUUUUGUCAACUUGAACAUUCAUUAGAAUCUAUAACACUAAGACAUGUGACACCACUUGAUACACAGACACCACAGUUGGCUUCAUCGUUGUUUGGACAUGUAUCUAGUAAUGCGGGUGAUGAGAUUUACCCGAAUCUUGUACACCUCUAUUUGUCGGGUCUAGAUGAUACAACCUUUCAGUAUUCGAAUCUUGACCUCACUCGCUCACCUCCCACAGUCAAUAGUCGAUUAUUGCAAUACCUAUUGACAACCAAAGUCCCAAGAGUAUCAAAUACAAUGACGUUAACCUCCCAAACCAUUGAAAUCAUUACCACCAAUACAAAAGUUUUGGCGUGGACUAUAGAGAUUGAUUUUACCGAUGAAUCUAUUCUCUCUAUACUUCCCUUUACCACUCCAUCACAUAUCACCGAAUUAAAGAUAAUUAUCAGUAAAUCAAUCAAACCACUUCCAAUUGUUAGAUUACCAACAACUGAUAAUAAUUACAAUAAUAGUCCAAUAUGUCCAAUUAGAUUAGAUAACAAUGGUGGUCAAUUAUUAAAACUAUCUUUAGAAUUGUUUGACAUUGAUUGUGAUAAUGGAUUCUUUGGGUUCUAUCAAUUCCAACAAUUGAUUGGUCAAGCCUACAAUAUCAAACUAUUAAGAAUAUCGACCAGACAUACUAGUUGGUGUGAUCACGGUGGAUCACUCUUUAAGACAUUGAUUGACCAUAAUCCUAAUCUUGCAACACUCCAAUUAUCUUCUUUGGAUUGUCAUCCCCCUAUCAUGAUAUCAUAA